AUGCAAGAUGGUCAGCUAAGAAGGGGACUCAAGACUGAACUGGAAUUAAGAUUUCAAGUCCAUAAGUCAACAAUUACAAGAGUAUUUGAUGAUCUAAAGAAGCAAAUGUCAGAGGGAAAUGUGAUUGAUGUCAAAAACAAGAAGUGGGGAUAUGUGGACGAAAACCAGUGGAAUAUUCAGAUGAAUUUCUCCAAUCAGUGCCUCUUUGGGGACCCAACAUUUGUUAACAUGCAAGAGACAAUUCAUAUUAAUGAAAAGUGGUUCUGGUUGAACCCAAAAACAAGGAGGUUUUACUUGCUGUCAAAAGAGGAAAACCCAUACAUGUGCCAACAGUCCAUAAGGUUCAAAAUCAAAGCCAUGUUUAUGGCAGUGGUUGGUAAACCUCUGUAUGAUGCUAACAAAAACUUGCUACAUGAUGGAAAAUAUGGUAUUUUCCCUUUUGUAUUCAAAAAGAGAGCAUUAAAGUUAAGUAAGAACAGAGUUGCAGGGACAAUGGAGACUAAGGCAAUAGAGAGUGUCACCAAGGAAGUGACAAGGAAAAUGUUGAUGGAACAAGUUAUACCAGCAAUCAAAAGCAAGUGGCAUCCAAGCUUACCUAAAAAUGUGUUUAUACAAUGGGAUAAUGCAAGACAACACCAAAUCUCAACAGAUGCAGAGUUUCAAGAAGGAUGCACAUCAUAUGGUUUCAACAUACAGAUGGUUUUCCAGCCAGCCCAGUUCCCUGAUCUUAAUGUGCUUGAUCUAGGGCUGUUUACCUCAAUCCAAUCCAUCCAAUAUCAAUCUUUUACAGAAAAUUUGGAUCAUUUGGUUGAGAAGGUAAAUGAGGCUUAUGCUGUUUUUGAUCCUAAAGUCAAUAGGAAUACAUGGAUCACAUUGCAAAAAUGUAUGACUGAGAUAAUGAUUAAGAAUGGAGGCAAUAACUACCCACCACCACAUAUGGGCAAAAACAGGUUAGAGAACCAAGGAAUUAUGCCAGAACAGAUAGAGGUCAGCAGGGACAUCAUUCAUCAAGCGGUGGAACAUCUCAACACUUUGUUUAGGCAAGUCAACCAAGCAGAUGAUGAAGACACACAAAUGCAGAUAGAUGCAGAUUAG
Messenger RNA from Chenopodium quinoa (quinoa), 1095 nucleotides. RefSeq lists its product as uncharacterized. The record is from RefSeq and is a predicted model, not a curated record. Gene Ontology annotation, molecular function: nucleic acid binding. NCBI's taxonomy places the organism in Eukaryota, Viridiplantae, Streptophyta, Magnoliopsida, Caryophyllales, Amaranthaceae. The coding region runs from base 1 to 1095 and encodes 364 amino acids. The transcript has 2 exons.